CGGGCUUUUCCUUUUCUUCUCGUAAUAUAUAUUGAGACGCCCUUCUCAAGCCUACUCUUCUCUGAUCUAUUAAACCCCUCUGAGAGAUUGGGUGUCAUAGAAGCGAUAUCAAGGUCAAUCAAUGCCAUCUCCUCGCCGACCACCCGCGAAUCUCAGUCUAAGUAUAACAAACCCACUUGUCCUGUACCGCGCGCUGGUCGCGACCAAGAAAAUCAAACCCGACCCAGCACAGCAUAGACUGGCAUUACAGUUACAAAAGCUCUACUUCCGACUCAAAGACUACUCUCCCGAAGUUGAGUAUCGAUAUCGCCUUGAGAAGAUCGGCCGGAGCGUUGGUCGGCGGAAUUCGACUUCACCUUCAACUUCACCUUCUUCCACUGCUACUAGCAGCUUGCGAAAGAACGCAGAGCAGGACCAAAACCAAGACCAUGGCUCCCAGCAGAGGUCUGCGCGGUCCUCAGAACACCGCACGUCUCCGUCUCCGUCUCCGUCUUCGUCAAGGUCGAGAGGAAGUGUCUUGUCCACGCUCCUGUCCUCCACCCGUUUUGACACGUCCACGCUCGCCCUGACGACAACGACACCGCUGCACACCUCGGCUCUGCAAAUCGACUCGCCGCUCGGCCUCCUGCUCUACGGCGAAGUCGGCCGGGGCAAGUCCAUGCUCCUCGACCUCCUUUACACAUCGCUCCCGUCGCGCAAGAAGUGCCGCUGGCACUUUAAUACCUUCAUGCUCGACCUCUACCGGCGCAUUGAACUUGCCCGUCUGGAACGCUCUGCACGGGAGUCGAGUGGGCAACGUCACUACGACACAAGACCUGGUAGUACUAGUACUGGUUGGUCAUUAUUCGGCCGCAGCCAACAACAACAAACGAUUUACGAUCACGAGCAUGUGAUAUUGUCGUUGGCGAGGGACACCAUCUGUGACAGUCCGAUAUUAUUCCUGGAUGAAUUCCAGAUGCCGGACCGGACGGCGAGUAAGCUUGUCGGAUCUUUUCUCACGAGCUUCUUCCACUUGGGCGGGGUGUUGGUGGCAAGUAGUAAUCGGAUGCCCGAGGAACUUAGUAAGGCGGCGGGGAUCGAGUUUGGCGGGUUGCAGAGGUCACGAGGUGGUGGAGGUGGGAUUUGGGGGCUUGGAUGGGGACUGGGCAGGGAGAGUGAAGGCGAGAGGAGCGCGAAGACGGAUUUUGGCUUGUUUCUGGAGGUGUUGAGGGCGAGGUGUGAGGUCUGGGAGAUGGAGGGGGAAAAGGACUGGAGGAGAGAAGGGGAUGAUGAGCUUGUCAGUGUGGAUGCGGAUGAAGAUGGGGUCGAAGGACUCGUAGGCGAAACUGCGGCGACGACUGGUGUGGACGGGGAUGGAGGGUCACUUACGACGGGCUCGACAUUGGCGGUAGCAGGUGACGCUGCACUGUCGGCAGAUGCACCACCACAUUACCACGUCGCGAUCCCCUCGACUCCCUCGUCGUCAUUCGAGACUGACCUACGCACGCUGAACCCGAGUGACGAGUGGACGCCCACAACACUCACUAUUUACGCAAGGCAAUUGAACCUGCCGAGCACUUACAACGGGAUUCUCAAAUCGACAUUCUCCGCCCUGUGCACCACAUACCUGGGCCCAGCAGACUAUGUAUCUCUAUGCUCGACGUUCCACACGCUCAUUCUGACAGACGUGCCAGUCCUGACACUGACCCAGAAGAACGAAGCGAGACGAUUCAUCACGCUUCUCGACGCCUUGUACGAGGCUCGGUGUCGGCUACUUAUCGAGGCCGCUGCACCGCCUGAUAAACUGUUCUUCCCGGAAACCAGGGGCGCGAGAAGAGCCGGAACUGUCGAGGCUGAGCAGAGCGAUAGCAUAACGUCCGAAGCGUUCUCGGAGAUCUACCAGGACUCGACGGCGCCGUUUCGGCCGAACGUGUCGGUGUACACGGAGGGAAACGUAAGAGUCUUUGAACCAGAGUCAGAGCCAAGUUUUACGGCGAGCCUGCAUGAUCCGUCCAGGCGGAGCGUGUUGGCAGAUGAAGAUGCGGAUUUCGGACCGACCUACGGAAAUGGUCGCGGCAGGGGCAUCUCGAGGGCGAGUAGUGUCGGAGAAGCUGUGCAAAGACAUGAAGUGGGCGAGGGGCCUGAUUUUACUUCGACGAGUGCCUUGACUGGGGAGGAUGAACGGUUUGCGUAUAAGAGAGCAAGGAGUCGGCUUUGGGAAAUGUGCGGACGAAGGUGGUGGGAUGAGAGAGUGCCUGUCGCGAACGUGGACGUGAUGCACGAUGACAUGGGCUGGUGGAGGCCCAUCGGGAAAGAAGGGCGGACGUGGGAAAGAUUCGUGGACGAGGCGGAAAGACUCGCCAGGGAAGAAGGAGAAGAACAAGCAGCGGAGAGUAAUUUAUUCUCAAAGACGACGAGAGCAGCAGACGGGAGCGAUCCAAAGACGGAUUCGUUGUUUAGACAUGGUGCGUCGCCGUUUCGGAACUCGGCUUCGCCUCCACCUAAGUUUGGCUGGCAACAUGCUUGGGGAAUGAUGAGAUGGGGAAGGAAGGCUGGUGACUGGGGCAAAGGGGUCGAUGCAUUCACGGAUAAGCGCAAUGAGCCCAAAAAUGAGUCCAGCAAGGAGAGGAAGUGGAAGAAGUAACGAGUAUCGUUGCAAAUGUGGGUCAGACCGAAGUGGCCACCAGUGCAUUUAGAUGUUAUGAACUA
Molecule: messenger RNA, 2688 nt
Organism: Exophiala xenobiotica
Lineage: Eukaryota; Fungi; Ascomycota; Eurotiomycetes; Chaetothyriales; Herpotrichiellaceae
Exons: 1
Coding region: 122-2623 (833 amino acids)
Cellular component (GO): cytoplasm; mitochondrion
Molecular function (GO): ATP hydrolysis activity; ATP binding
Source: RefSeq, a predicted model, not a curated record